GGCUCCCUCCUCCGCCAUGGCCUUCUCCAGGGCUCCGCUCCGGCGCUUCAACGAGAGCUCCGUAUGUACCCCGCUGCGAGGAUCCUAUGAUGUUAAAUCUUCAGAUGUACUGAAAAGUUCUCUGUCCUCUGAAACAUGUCAAAGGGUUAGGAGACAGAAGAGUGAGACAAAUCUGAACAGUGAGAAGAGUGCACCUACCCCUGUAACUGGAAGGAGACUCGCAUCUCUCGGAUCAACACCAGCUAAUGGGAUUCUGAAGCCUAAAAAAGAUCUUAUCCUUAUGAAAGAGAAAAAGAAACAAAAGACACUGGAGAAGGAGAUUCGUGCAUUAGUGAGAGAGCGUGGAGAGCAGGAUAAAAGACUUCAGGCUCUGGAUGAGGAUUUUGUUAAGAUUGAAGCAAAGCUGAAUGCUGCAGUUCAGGAGAAAACAUCUCUUUUGGCAAAUAUUGCAUGCCUAAAAAAACAGCUUCUGGAACUAACAAGAACCAAUGAACUACUAAAGUCAAAGCUGUCUGAAGAUGGCGUGCAGAAGAAAAUGAGCAGCCUAUGCAUGGAAUUAAUGAAGCUCAGAAACAAGAGGGAUGCUAAGGAAAAGACUGCACUUGCAAAGCAGGAAGAUAUGGAAAUGAAGCUGCAGGAAGUGCAAAGGAAUCUAGAGCAUUCAAAGGGAAAAGUAGCACAGUUAGAAGAAAAACUGUCUGCUACUGAGAGAGAGAAAGUUGAAGAUAAGUCUGACACUGAAAAACUCCUGGAAUAUAUCACAGAGCUCAGUAGUGUUGCAGAAACAGUUGAGAAAUACAAAGUAGAUGUUGCCCAGAUGGAGGAGACACUGAUAAAGAAAGAUCAAGAUAUUGGGAUCCUGAGGGAUGCCCUCAGAACAAAAGAGGAAGAAUCAUUUAAACUGAUAAAAGAACUUAAUGAAAGGUGCCAGUUGCUUCAACGAGAGAAAGAGAAAGAGUUGUCUGAGAGCAGAGGAAAAUUCCUGAGUAUGAACGCUGAAAUAGAAGACCUGAAAAAAAAAAUUGGCUUAGAAGAACAAGAACACCAAAAACUGCUUCAGAAACAUGAGGAGAUGGUCUCUCAGCUGCAGCAAGAGAAGGAGUCAUCUGCGUCAAUGCACCAGAAGUUGCUGGAGUUCCAAGAUGAGGUAACAAGUGAGAGAUAUAUUCUUGAAGAAGAGCUGAAUGAUACAAUGAAUGAGCUGAAUAAAUUACAUGCUAAGGAGAAGAAAGCUGAAAAGUUGGUGAAGCGGUUGGAACAAGAAAUCAAAUCUCAAGCUCUUGAACUUGCACAGAUGGAAGUAAAGUUGAAAGGGAAGAAUGCUGAGUUGGAGCAAAUCAAUGGAAUGCACAGCAAUGCUGUUUUGCAAAUCCAGGAAGAGCAUAGCAAUACAUUGUGUAAACUUGGAAAGACUGUUGCUGACUUUGAGAGCUACAAGAAGACAGUAGCUGAAGAAAUAUGCAGUCUUAAACUGGAGAACACCUCUCUGCAAGAAGAAGUUGCCAACCUAAAAAAAAUAGGCCAAGAUAAUCUACAGCUGCUUCAGGAAGCAGAAUACACUAAAAACAAAGCAAAAGAAGAAUGUGCAAGGAUGCUUUUGGAAGUCCAGACAAAGCUUGCGCUAAAAGAAGCAGAAACAGAGAGAACAAAAGAGUCUUGCCUUGCACAAAUGACUAAACUUCAGGAAAAACUGGAAGAGCAAACUGAAGAUCUGAAAAGAAAACUUGAAGUGGAAAGAUCAAGGAAAACCAUAAAUGAAGAUGUGACCUCUAGUUUAAAAGAGGAGAUAAAGACCUGGCGUAAUCUAUAUGAAGAUUUACAUAACAAAACUAAGCCUUUUCAGCAACAAUUAGAUGCAUUUGAAGCAGAGAAGAAUGCGCUCUUAAAUGAGCACGGUGCAGCCCAAGAAGAACUGAAUAAACUAAGUGAUGCCUAUGCUAAACUACUUGGCCACCAGAACCAGAAGCAAAAAAUCAAGCAUGUUAUGAAGUUGAAGGAAGAGAAUACCCACCUGAAGCAGGAUGUCUCAAAACUGCGCGCAUUGCUAGCAAAAGAAAAGCAAACCAACAGAGAUCUUCAGGAGCAGCUAUAUGCAAUUCAGGGCAUUAGGCGUUUUGAUCCUUCCAAAGCUUUCCAGCAUGAUAGCAAGGAAAAUAUUCCUCCGAAAACUCCUUUUAAAGAAGGUAAUAAAAACAAAAUUUAAUCUCUUCUUGGUAUUAAGAACAAUAUCAUGAAUCACCAAUAAAUUUAUGUACUACAGAAGACUUUGACAGACUGCUUGUUCAAGGUGAACUUUGAUGCCGUAUAUAAUACAAAUUAGUAGGAGUACUAGAGAAAUGGUCUAAAAUGAUAUGUUUUUAGAAAACUAUGCUUGGUUAUACUCUUACUGUGAAGCUGUAGGUGGCUGUUCCAGACUCCUGGUAACAUCGUUGCACUCUUCAACUGCGAAAAGUGUUCACUGUUUCACUUUUUUUGUAUGCUGAAGCUGCUUAGUUUGUUUUUGACAGAGAAGCUUAAGUUCAGAAAAGGUGAAUAAGGAUGGCAAAUGAAAUCUGAUUUCAUAAAAGAUGGUUUUUUAUCUAUCUCAUGUAUACAAUUUUAUGUUAAAUUAAUUUUGCUGUUUAUGGUUGCUUCAAUACCAAUGGCAGAAAUGCUGCCAAGAGACCCUUCUUCCUCUGUGGCCUACAUAAUAUAGAACCAAUGUAGAAAAUCGGACUGUACAGUUAGUUUUUAUAUUCUUAGUGGGAUCUAUAUUCAGGACAUGCUAAUUUAAAUCCUGGGGCUAGAUAUUGCAGCUGCUGAUCUCCAGAAGAGGGUUUUCAAGUCAAACUCAAAUUGACUGCAUUUAUCUAAAUGCUGGCAUACUGUGGCUAAGAUUAGUGUCUUAAGAGGAAUGUCGAUUUUAUGAAUGCUGUGCUCACUGGACUCUUAAACUGUCAUAACAUCUUUGUAGGCAGCUGUUGUAAUUGAUCAGUGCUGUGUGAAGGGGACUGACAACAGAACUUGUCUUAACCAUGUGGGAGGAUACCCACUGUACAUGCAUUCAUUGUAGAGACUUAGAUUUUGGCAAGGUGGAAGGAAUCUCUUUAACUGCAUCUCAAAUUAAGAACGUUUUAGCACAAUAAAAAUUUUAAA
Molecule: messenger RNA, 3135 nt
Organism: Pygoscelis adeliae (Adelie penguin)
Lineage: Eukaryota; Metazoa; Chordata; Aves; Sphenisciformes; Spheniscidae
Gene: HMMR
Product: hyaluronan-mediated motility receptor (RHAMM)
Exons: 18
Coding region: 17-2203 (728 amino acids)
Cellular component (GO): membrane
Molecular function (GO): hyaluronic acid binding
Source: RefSeq, a predicted model, not a curated record